AUCCGAUUAGUGGCGCCCUAUCUACAUCCGAGAACUACACUACGUAUAUUAAUUGCACCCCUUUCACAAGUCCUCCCCAGCACCAUCCCACCCAAAAUGUCCUCUACGACCCCACCCCCACCCAAAUCCUUCACCACCCAAAUCCUCACUAAAUCAGACCUCCUCUCCCAACCCACCCUAAACAACGCCACCAUCUCCCUCAUCAACGCCGCCUUCUCCACCCACAAAUCCCGUGACCCAGACGCCUGGGACAACACCAUCUCGCGCUUCCCGCCCAGCGCCCGCCCCGUCGACCCCGGUCUCGCCAACGUCCUAGGCGCCGACGGAUUGUGCGCGAUCGUCUGCGACGCCGAGACCGGAGCCGUCGUCGCUUCCGCGUCUGUGACCCGCUGGCCUGGUUUCAGCGCUGUGAAAACCGACGGUGCUGCGGAGGAUGCGGCUGAUGGUUCUGCAUGGCUGGAUUGGGAAGUCAAAUGCGUAGCGAGCCUCGAUCAGGCUGAGUACCGCGGGCAAGGGGUUGCGAGCCGCGCGUGUGCUGCGGUUGAGGAAGCGUUGCGAGCGCGGAUGGUGGGAGGGGGUGAGGGCCUGCGGAUGUGGAUUAUGUGUAAUGAGGAGAGGAUCGGGGCGUAUUGGCGGAGAAGGGGGUAUGGUGAUGUUCUGCAGAUGGUACCGCCAGUGGGUGCGUGGGGGAGUAGGCGGGAGUUUGUAGUUGCGAUCCUUGUGAAGGAGAAGGGUGGGCACGUUGAGGUGGAUAAGGGGAGGCUGAGGGAGUGGUUAGAGGGUCUAUUUGAGGUAAAGGGGAAGUGAAUGUGUGGGUGAUGGCCUGCUGCCGUGAGAGUUAGAGCCGCAUAUCUUUCGUUUCGACCAUUUACUCUUAGUUGUGCACUUCAGGCGGCAGUAGAUUGUUCAGAUGGCAUAUAUCAAAUUAUUUCUGUCACCUUCCGAAAGCGAACUACCCAGGCCUCCUCCCCCUCCCGUAAGACUGCAGGUUC
Mytilinidion resinicola is the source of this 992-nucleotide messenger RNA. RefSeq lists its product as uncharacterized. The transcript has a single exon. The coding region runs from base 97 to 807 and encodes 236 amino acids. Lineage: Eukaryota; Fungi; Ascomycota; Dothideomycetes; Mytilinidiales; Mytilinidiaceae. The record is from RefSeq and is a predicted model, not a curated record.